UCUCUCUUUUGACCAUGGGCUGCGUUCACUGUUGGAGUAUUCAUCGAUUGUGUAGUUGCUAGUUCCUGGCAUUGCUGUAAAGUUUAAAGUUUGUAAGCGUUAAAUUGUAGACAAAUUGAAGAACAAAAUCCCCGAAAGUAUCGAGGCAAUAACACGAUUACAGUUCCUUGCUUGUAAACACAAAGUACUGCAGGAGGUCUUUCCCGAAAUGUCCGAGACCGAUUUAUUGUCAACUGACCAAAUCGAUGGUUUUGAUGGACUCGAAAAUGGGCAGGACGGUGAUUCAAUAGCACAGUGCGAUGGUGUAAAGCGUGAAUUUAGUGAAGCCAAUACUGACGACCCAGAAUUGGAGGCCAUUAAAGCACGCGUUAGAGAGAUGGAAGAAGAAGCUGAAAAAUUGAAACAGCUGCAGUCCGAAGUGGAUAAACAAAUGAAUAUGGGCAGUCCUCCCGGUAUAACUAGCCCACUAAAUAUGUCUAUGGAAGACAAAAUGGAAGUGGACAACAGAUCAAUCUAUGUUGGAAAUGUUGAUUAUGGAGCAACAGCAGAAGAACUGGAGCAACAUUUCCAUGGGUGUGGAAGUGUCAACCGAGUAACGAUUUUAUGCAAUAAAUUUGACGGACAUCCCAAAGGGUUCGCCUACAUUGAAUUUGCGGAUCGAGACUCUGUCCAAACAGCGAUGGCCAUGGAUGAGUCUAUGUUUAGAGGACGUCAGAUUAAAGUAAUGCCUAAACGAACAAACAGACCAGGGAUGUCGAUGACUAACAGGGGUCCAAGAGGAGCACGUAGUUAUCGAGGAAUGGCCCGUGGAAUUGGACGCGGUAGUGCCUAUUUUGGAUACAGACCAGCCAGACGACCUCGGAGUUACCGACGUGGUUAUUACAUGCCAUACUGACGGCCCUAGAUAAUCACCUCAUCAUUUUGGUUUAAGGGUAAGUUGAAUUACACAUGUAUAAUAAUUAAAAUUUUAUUUAAUACCAUAAAUGAAAAUAGUUAACGGAGUAAGUAAAUGUUCUUUUUUCUUGAUUGUUAUAUUUUUUUGAAGUUGAAGGUAGACAAUAAAACGAUGCAACGCAUGCCCGCGUAAAUAGUAAAAAUGAUAACAUUUGAUUAUAAAGAAUUUGAUGUGCCAUUGUUUAUCUUCUAGUUUUAUCUCCUGGCACAAAAGAAAAAUGUGCUACUCAAAAACUUUAACAUUUUGUGGUUUUUAAUUAAACCCACAUGUUCCAUCAUAUCACACAGAGAAUCACGUGAUAACAGUAUUUCAAAUAUCGUGAAAGAGUACGGUUUUACCAAUUAAUUUUACCAAAUUGAUGUUUCUUUACUGUAUUUGGUAACUGUUGUACAAAAUGUCUAAAACUGAUAUGAAAAUGUAUAUAUCAUUAUAAAAUAGGAUGGUUAAAAUAUUACAUUGUUUAAACAGAACGUUUUCUUUGUGCCCUUAUAAAAAAUGAUUAUUAAAUGUGGAUAUAUAUAUUUUUUAAAUAUCCGUACAAUGUGGUACAUUAAUUAUCAAGUAUUGUAAAGAACGUCAAUUUCGUAAAUAUUUCAAUAAACUACUAUAUCGCAUCUCCAUCAAUGUGUUCUAGAGUUAAAAAUUUAAUAACAAAUAUAGAUACUGGUUCGUACUUUCUUCGAUUGAUCUCUUUACAUUGCAUUUGUAGAACUGUGGGUUAUGCUGUAUAGAAUAACUGAACUGUAUCAUGCAUUAAAAUUAUUAAUUUUUCGACAGAUUUAUGAACAAAACAAUUAUAUACGCGUUUCAGUGUUCAUGUUGACGUACCUGUAUCUGGAGAUACAAGGUGCACAUGACUUGUGUAAACGCUCUACAGGUCAAAUGUUUAUAUAUUAUAACAUUCAGACACACUUAGUGACCAUUCAUGUCAUUUUUUCUUCUCGGAAACUUACAGUAUUUCUAAUGCCUGGCGAUGACCACUGUAUUAUUAUUGCAAUAUUAUGGCCACUGUAAAAAGCUACGCUUUUUUGCAUGGAUAACUCUUAAGUGAUUAAUGUUUGCACUCAGUUGUGGUAAAAGUAUUAACUUGUUUUAAUUUCUUCAAAUAUUUUACGUGUUGUAGAGUGGCGGAAACCAAUGUAUGAGCAGCAUAGUUGUAUUGACUAUAAGAGAUUAAUUUUUAAGUAUUUUUUCAUACCUGAGUCUAUUUAUUACAUAUCUAUAUGUAUGUCUACAGUUAGUGCGAGUUUCCAUUUGAAAUUUUCAUGAAUUGACGUUUUACUCGAGUGCACUGUUGGUAACAAUUAUUAAGUAUCCUCAGUGGUACUCGUUCAAAACUUUACAGACAAUCAAUUAGAAUGGAAACUAUGACUGAUUAUAGCUGUACUGUUGAAAAAAUACCUGAACAAAUUAUUCAUAGUUUUGAUAAUAAAAUACAGUGCUACUGGUGUUGCUCGACUGACUAGUUAACAAGGGCAAUAAUGUUGUCCAAUUUCACAAUUUUUUAAAUCAGAUUUUUAGAAUUCACCGUUAAACGUAAUAUUAAUGAAAACAAUAUUUAUGAACACGAAUUUUUCGACCCUCCAGGUGUACAUAGCUCUUUAACAAAACUACGAUAUGGUGGUAAUGUAUUUGGCUGCAAAAUUAUUUCUUAGCCUAUACAUUACCUUUGUUGGUAUGUUGAAAGGCUAUCUACCAAUAUUGAUGAUACAAUAGCUUCAACGGUAUAAUAAUUUGUCUUUCUUUCUAAGACGAAUUCCAUAUCGUAUACAUAUGUAUUUUUUUUUUUACCAAAGAGAAUAAAACAAAUGUACCGAUAGUUGUCCAUUAAAGUUUAUAUUGUUAUUUAUUUUUGAAACGUUGACUAAAAGGCAAUGUGUUUUAGUCUAGUCUUCUGCUUAAAUGGGCAAGUACAGGUAUAUUUACAUUAAUCUUCAUAAUCAAAUAAUAACACAAACUUACGUACAAACAAUGUCCUGGGUCAAGAGAAUGCAAAUGACUAUUUAAGUGACACUCAUUUAAACAUUUUUUUACAGAAUACUAUUAAUUGCUGAAUUACGUUUAAAUGUAAUGACACAUUUUAUCUAUAAUUGCUUGGAUCUCUCAAAAUGCAGACAAUUUGAAUAAGCUGACUUUUAUCUAUUGCAACUGACCUUAUAUUGUUUUCACUAACUUAUUGAUACUUAUACGAAUACCUAAUCCAUCUGAUCAAAGGCUUAACAUUAUAAUCUAACUCCGUUUUUCAACCAGAAUUAUCCCUAGCUUGUGCACUUUGAGAGGUCCGUUUUAUUGAAAUACGUUUUUGUAUAGUAAUUGCGUUGUUUUUGUGUAUAUAAUGUGCAAUGAUAUUUAUGGUAAUUCUUAUGAUAUGUCCACAGAAAAAAUCACGAGGGGAAAAAAGAGAAAGAAAAAGCCUCAUGUCAAAAGAAAAAAAAAGAUUGGACAAGAUGGGCACAUUUGACAUUUUGAAUAAUGCAUAAUAAAACAACUUCAAAGUAUUAAUAAGCGACUAUUCACUAUUGUAGUUCAAUUAAUUUGUUAUGUAUUUGGUUUCUUACUCCAGUGGAUUUAAGUGGUAUGUUCAUUCGAGUGUAGAGUUACAUAUUCAAUUCUUACGUUUCUCGUGUUUUUUGAAUUACUUCGGAUAGUAAAACUUUCACUCGUGGAAAAUAUUUAAGAGGGCUGAGAGUACCAUUAUUUAACUUUAUUUAAAGUUACUAUUCUAAAUGCAAUCUCUCUCUUCCUCAAGGAACAUACUAAUUUUUCCAUGGUAUUGCCAGGAUAAUAUAAAAUACAGAAUACCUGGGUAUCACGGAAAUAACUUGAAUUGUUGUAAAUACACUGAAAGUAUGCAUAUUACUUAGCUUCUCCAAUUUGACUAAGUUGACUUCUUUUUUUUUUUUUACAAAUGUGGCCGUUUAAAAUAAGUAACUCGAUUAUUACUCAAUUAGUUUGCGGUCAAUUAUUGGGAGAAUUUUCUUUCAUUUAUCUAGUAGGUAAUUAGGACUUUAUAUGAAAUAGACUUGAGAUUAGUAUGCAAAACUGAAUGCGUAUUAUUAUCCAUUACUAUAACACAAAAUGAUGUACGGGUAAAUAAUUGCAGAACUCGCGAAAUUUGCUCACUCGUGAAUGUAAUGUUCCUGCACUUUGCACUUAUUUUCUGACUGUAUUGCGAAUUAUAACCGAAAUUGAUUGGCAUAGCAACAUAAUUCAUGUUUUACAAAUUUUGAGGCUUACUUAAAGAUUUAUGGUAUGUCCCAUUGAAAAAAUAUAAAAAAGGCAUUUGGUGCCAAAUGAGAAUUGUUAUAGUAAUAUUUACAGUAAUAUAUCUUUACUCGAGUUCUUUCCUACCAUAUUUAUGAAUGUCAAUAUAGAAGAUAAAUGCUGUAUAAAAAAUAAUUAAUGGGGAUAUGUAAUCAUUCUACAUGUUAUACUGCACCAUUGAAAUACUAUCAGGUAAUGUGGGAAAUUAGAAAGUUUAAUUAUUUAAACAUUUCAGAAAUGAGCGGUCCUGUUAUUUCUUACUUUAAACGUUGAAUGUGUGACCCUAGAAUUGAAAAGUUGCUUCAUUGAAUUUCGUGAAAAGUAGACUUAUGUUGUUAUGUCAAUUGGCCACCAUUUAUUUGAGUUAUGUGCUCAUGGUUCAUAACUGUAAUCGUAAUAUAUUAUGAAAGGCUGUGGUUAACUUGAAUUCAAGGAAAGUCGAGAUAGUUAAAAAGAAAGCAAAAAUAUUUUCAUGAAUAUCGAAAUUUUCUCAAGCGACCAGACUCUAUACUCACGUCUUAUCAAAUAAUUCUUCUUAAAUCUGAACAAUGUCUCUUUAAAAAUCGAUUUGAUUAAUUGUUAAUACCUAUGUUCAUUAUUUAAAUAUGCAGUAAAAGUGUUAUAUGUUGAGGAGGAUUUUACAUUAUUUUAAUGUAAUCUACUUAUUUCAUAAUUAUUUAGAUGCCAAGAGAUUCUCGAAUCUACGUGUUUUAUUAAUGUUCAUUAUUCCAUAUUUGAAGCAAAUGUUGAUUCAUAGUGAAAUGUAGAUACAUCUUUGCAGAACUAAUCCAGAUGUAUAAAAAAAUGCAUUUUAAUUAUAAAGAGUAGGUUAACCACAUCCUUUCAUAGCAUGACAUAUGGUGAAGAUACACCUAGGAGGCAAGAAAAUCUUAAUGCGUAAGUUCGAUAGUCCUCGAACAUUUCAAUUGAACUAUAGAAACUUAACGUACCCAAUCAACUGCAGCGUUAUUUUUCUAAGUCAUUUGUACAAAAGUAAAGUUAAAGAAAAAUACAACCAUUCGAUGCGA
This is a messenger RNA of Orussus abietinus, 5247 nucleotides long. RefSeq names its product polyadenylate-binding protein 2-B (gene Pabp2). Lineage: Eukaryota; Metazoa; Arthropoda; Insecta; Hymenoptera; Orussidae. The coding region runs from base 209 to 895 and encodes 228 amino acids. The record is from RefSeq and is a predicted model, not a curated record. The transcript has 8 exons. Gene Ontology annotation, molecular function: RNA binding.